Messenger RNA from Saccostrea echinata, 3978 nucleotides. RefSeq lists its product as uncharacterized. Lineage: Eukaryota; Metazoa; Mollusca; Bivalvia; Ostreida; Ostreidae. The record is from RefSeq and is a predicted model, not a curated record. Bases 119 to 553 code for a protein of 144 amino acids. The transcript has 2 exons.
CGAAAAUUUUACGGAAGAGUUUCCUCCUCUCACGGUAGUAGUUGUUGAAUAUAUUGGAAAAAUAUAUUUGAUACAAAUUACCAUAAAACAGAUUAUAGGAAGUGGAAAUUAUCAGGACAUGGGAUCUGAGGGAAUGGAAGACGAUCAAGAGGAAACUCAGAGAACCCUACCCCACCCAAGCAACAACCCCAGGAUAGAGGUGACACGGGCGGAAAGUACAGACAGGACACAGAGUGAUAAUGAAGAGGACAUAGACGACAGCAUGAGAAUAAGUCAACAGAGGGUGGAGCGGAGGGGAUCUGUCCCCACAGGGCUGGUAGAACAUCACCUGAAUCCCCAGUCACAUUCCAUCUGUGGACAAAUUCUUAGAGUGAUGGGAGACGAGCAUUAUUCCAAAGGACUCGGUAAACAUUUAAGGUACAUGGGUGAUGAAAUGUGUUAUUCGUACUAUUUAAGAAAUGCAUACUACAAUUCGACUAGGGAAAAUUCUUCAACUCUGACAAACAGUCAUUCAUUACCGGACCUGAGGAGACAAAAACAUGAUAAAGAAUGACCGAUGUAAGUGAAUUCUAAACGUCGGAAAGUGUCGAGAAACCAGUCAAGGGAUGCAGUAUAAUUUAACCAUCAAGAAGUUGACUAUGGUCAGUAUUCAGUAAGGAUGAAAAAGGGGAGAUACUUUUCCUAAACUCUUGUGAAGGAUAUUUAUAAAUGUUCAUAGAUCAGAUAGAAUGCAAUUUGUAAUUUACUAAAUGGUUGUACAAUCAGUGAUAUAAUACUUGAAAUCAUUUUCUUGAUCAAGUGAAGUCAUUGUUUGAAAAGGUUGAAGUGAUUUAAGGCAUUGUCCUUUUUUCACAUUGUUGAUUUAGAACAUAAUUUUCUUUAUCUAUCUUUUUUUUUUUAUCAGUUUUGAGGUUGUUGGUACCUGAAGUGAUAUCAGGCAUUCCACCUUGUUUACAAGUCUAUAUGAGAUAAAUAUCUGGGAAAUAUAUAAACACCUAGAUCAGCAGAGUAACAGACAAUAAGUUGAAUGUUAAAUAAUUUAAAUACCCUUAUUCAUUAAACUGUGUAUUGAAUUCAUGUGGUCAACAAUGCUAUAUAUGACGUAUUUAUUUCUGACAGAAGACACGCAUAGAUAAAUUUGUUUACUUUGAAUGAUGUAAUGUACGUAUUUAAAAAAAAAAAAAGGUAAAAGAUUUUUCAAAUGUAUUUUUAACAAAAAAGAGCAUUUACCUGAAAGGUUCACAUUGAUUUUUGCCAGUUUGGGAUUUUUAAGUUCAUCGAUCCCUUCAUUUAUCAAGUUUUUCAAGAUAUUUAUAGUAUGUUCUUUAUCAAUGGGUUAUUGGUUGGUUUCAUUUUUUUUUUAAUUUAAAAAGAAGCUUAAUCUUGAUCAGAACAUUCACCAUGUUAACCCAAAAUAGAAUUUGUUUGAAUCGAAAGUUAAUUAACUAAGAAAGAGAUUUUUGGUAUUUAACUGAUUUAAAGAUUUUUUUCUUAAUGAAAAUCCUCUCUACAUUCCUGUUCAAAUAUUUGUUUAGAGAGAUUGGAAUUUUUAAAAAAAAACUCUUAAUUAAGAUUAUCAUUCACAGUAACACCUGUAAGGUGUGCAUCUAUUGUGUAUAAGAUAUUUUGUUAUGUGGCCAAUGACCAUACAAUGAUUGAUUUUCAUUAUAAAAUUAAUUUUCAAUUACUGUAUUAGAAGGUGCUGUGAAGUUCAAUGUUUACAUAUAAACUUUGUAAGUGCCAUAUUCUUAAUAAAAGGUUGGUUAAAUACUGAACCAAACACUGAUUAUCUGAUUAGAGAAAUUCAGUGGUGAUUUAAGAUUGUUAUCAUGGUUAUUCAGUUACCCUGUUCAAAGUCUUUCAACAUGAUUACAUAAGAAUACACUGGAUUUGUCUUUCCAUAAACAUGUUUAUGCUCUGGAACAGAGUCACAGGUUUUAAGUACAGGAUAUCACUAGCAAUCGCUGAUAAACAUGUUUUUUGUUUAAUAUAUUGUACAUGUUGUAUAUGAAAAUGUAUGUAAGAUAAAUCUGUUGAUUAUUCGGUAUAGUUUAUAUACAUGCACUUUAAUGUGUUAGUGUAUUUCUUGGUACUGAAAACCAUAUGGGGUCAGAAAUAUUAAAGUACCUAUAUCUAUUAAUUAUUUGUUAAUAAUUGAGAUAAAAAUAGUACACAUCAUGAAUAUUCUUACACAGAUUUAAAGUGCAUGUGUCUGGUUUCUUAAACAUGUUAUAUGCAUGUGAAGUGCAGUACAAAGUACAAAGGAACUCGAGAUGAAAUCAAUUAACAUUACACACAAGGCCAAAUAUUAUUUAUAAAUAUAUAUCAUGUAAUUGUAACAUAUUGGCAAGAAUCUAUAAUAUAUUCUCUUUGUCCUUGUUUGGUCCACGACUGGACAAUGGUGGCGUUCAUUAAAUAGAACAGGAUAUGGUUAGUUCUGAGUACUAGUCACUUGUAUAUUUAAAUGUUGAAAUCAUUCGAUCAAGCAAAUUCUAAAAGUGAAUGUCUGAUUUUAUGGAAAAUGACAAAUAGGAAUUCAUCAUCUGUAAAGAUUGUGAUGGUAUAUAUUUGUCACUAUUUAAAUGCCCUUUCUGACAAUGGAAGUGUGAAAAUGUAUACAAUUGUACUUAAAAAAAUAUUUAAAAGUAUUCAAACUUUAAAUAAAUAAAUAAACAUACAAAUUGUCACCACCUGAAUAAUUCUGUAAGGAUAUAAGUAAGUAACUAAGCAAUAAUGGUAUGGCAUUAAGGGUAUGAAUUCAACCAUGGGCCAGUGAUCAUUAAGAUUUUUAAAAUACCAAUAUAUUUGUUGUUAUAAAUUUAUAAAGUUUAUUUCAAGUUCACUAAUUCCAAUUGAAAUUAUGGAUUAAUCUGGCAAAUGAUUGCAGUGUUUGUUUAUGCACACUGCUCCAAUUUCAAUUUAGUUACGCAAUAUAAAGAAUACUUUCUUUGGGGCACUUCAGUGAUUUCAAAAUAUAGAACUCUUUCAAUAGUUAUUUAAAUAUAUAUAACUUAGAUCAAGGCACUUGUUCGUGGAACACACAUAUAUAUUACUAGCUAAACCACUUUGGCAGGGUCCCAAACUAACUCCCACGUAGAGUGAGUGGGGAAAACCCGACCUGCCCGAAUUGUUGAUAAGUGAGAGAUAAUCACUUUUGUAGCUUUACCUGAACCUGUUCAUCUGAUAUUAUGUACCAGGUACACCAUGGAUUUAAUAUAUCAAAUGAUAGUUAGUCAAGUUUGCAAAAACUCACAGCAAUUGUGUUAAUGAAUGUAUAAUUGUAUAUUUUGUAUAUUUGAUAGUCAGGUAUUGUACCAGGAUAGAUGAGCAGUGGUUGUUUGACAUUGAGUCAGCAAUAAUAAUUUAUAGUAUAGAUCAAUUUAUACAUACAUAUAUAAGUGAUAAUCAUGAGUAAUUGUUUAGUUAGCAUAAACCUAGUUGUUGACUUUUCAAAGUUUAUUUGUAUAUAUCUUAAGCUAUAUCUAAGAGGGUAAAAUUGUAAUGGCACCAUAAAAUGGAGAUAAUUUUCUUGAUUGUUUGUUUGUAAGAUGAUGCAAUAAUAUGUGGGAAUAACUUAGAAUAACAUUAUGCAAACCUGUGCAAUCUUCCUUGUUACUUACAUUGUAAGGUGUGGACCAGGUGUUAGGUGAUGACACCUUUGUAUAUAACAUACAUUUUUACCUGUCAAACAGGUAACAGUCACAUGGAGAGGGUAACUUGAUUUUACACCUUACAAUAUUCAUUAGGUAUGUUAAUUAUUUUGUCAUAUUGUGUAAUUGGUUACCUGUUGGAUAAUUGUGAUAAUCGUAAGACUUUCACAGUACAUGGUGUACAGUGUAUAUCUGAAAUUUUCCUUGGAGUGCCUCAGAGGGCAGAGGUCAUCAAAAAGGAUGUCAUUACAGCUUUUUGUUAAACAUUUUAAACAUUUUGAACAUAAGUUAGUUUAUGAAAAGUAUUUAAUAAAUUUAAGUAAUAGCA